AUGAAGGCAUUUGAUCCUCCUACAUCAUCCCUUUUCAUUAGAGGUCAAAGGAAAGUCAUCAAUAGCAAAGCAGUUCAUGCCUUACUUAGCUUUCCUAAUGAUAGGGAAAUGGUUGAUAUGAAUGGGGAUAAGAAUAAGUUAAAUUCCUUAAACAAAGACUUUAAAAGAGACAUAAAAGAAAUAUACAGAGAUGUUGUGAAUUUUACCCAUGAAAUUAAACAAAGACUCCUCAAGCUUCAAGGUAAAAGAAGAGGAGAGGAAGUUGUUCAAAACCAUGAUGGUAAAGAGGAAGAGGAGGAAGAUUUAGGACAUGAAGAUAAAGAAGAGGAAGGAGAAUCGGUAAGAGAUGAAAAGGAAGAUGAAGGGGGAUUCGGGGAAGAUGAAAAGGAAGACAAGAAAGGACAAGUGGAAGGAGAUAAAAAUAAAGAGGAAGGGGGAUUCAAAGAUGAUGAAAAGGAAGAAGAGUAA
Molecule: messenger RNA, 468 nt
Organism: Prosopis cineraria
Lineage: Eukaryota; Viridiplantae; Streptophyta; Magnoliopsida; Fabales; Fabaceae
Exons: 2
Coding region: 1-468 (155 amino acids)
Source: RefSeq, a predicted model, not a curated record